AACAACAACAACAACAACAACAACAACAACAACAACAACAACAACAACAACAACAACAACAACAACAACAACAACAACAACAACAACAACAACAACAACAACAACAACAACAACAACAACAACAACAACAACAACAACAACAACAACAACAACAACAACAACAACAACAACAACAACAACAACAACAACAACAACAACAACAACAACAACAACAACAACAACAACAACAACAACAACAAUAAUAAUAAUAAUAAUAAUAAUAAUAAUAAUAAUAAUAAUAAUAAUAAUAAUAAUAAUAAUAAUAAUAAUAAUAAUAAU
Molecule: messenger RNA, 318 nt
Organism: Microplitis demolitor
Lineage: Eukaryota; Metazoa; Arthropoda; Insecta; Hymenoptera; Braconidae
Product: glycosyltransferase-like protein gnt13
Exons: 1
Source: RefSeq, a predicted model, not a curated record